This is a messenger RNA of Trichoderma aggressivum f. europaeum, 1893 nucleotides long. RefSeq lists its product as uncharacterized. Lineage: Eukaryota; Fungi; Ascomycota; Sordariomycetes; Hypocreales; Hypocreaceae. Gene Ontology annotation, biological process: regulation of transcription by RNA polymerase II. The transcript is spliced from 2 exons. The coding region runs from base 1 to 1893 and encodes 630 amino acids. The record is from RefSeq and is a predicted model, not a curated record.
AUGGACGUCUCGGACUUUGAAGAUCUAGGAAUCAUAUCUGAUUUCGAGGAAGAGGAAGAAGCAAACGAACCAUGCCCUGGAAACUGGAUGAAACCCACUAUGCCGACAGCUCAUAGAGAUGGCGAUAGGCCACAUCCACCAUGGGAAGGGCACCGAGACAAACUUGUCGGCAUUGUAGAUAUGGGAAGCAACGGCAUUCGCUUUUCUAUCACGGAUCUAUCUGCUGGAUUGGCGCGUAUUCUACCGACAGUGCUGACCUAUCGAUCUGGUAUAUCGCUUUACGACUCCCAAUACGAUCCUGAGACGGGAGAACAGAUUCCUAUCCCAGACGAUGUUAUUGCCGACGUAGUUACACUCUUUAACCGGUUUCUCAUCGUCUGCCAUGAUAUGGGAGUUGACAAAAAGAAUAUCCAUAUCGUUGCAACAGAGGCGACCCGCAAGGCUCUCAAUUCGGCCCAAUUUAUAAAAGUUGUCAAGGAGAAGACUGGGCUGUCUAUCGAGAUGCUGCCCAAGGAAAUUGAGGGCCAGAUCGGAGCGUUGGGUAUUGCGAGCGGAUUUACUAAACUAUCCGGCCUUGUGAUGGACCUUGGAGGUGGUAGCACCCAAAUCACUUGGAUGGUCAGCCAAGGAGGCCAUAUCAGAAUUAGCCCUCUUGGGAGCUUUAGCUUCCCGUAUGGCGCGGCUGCUCUAUCCAGACAGCUUCAUGAUUUGCGGAAGGGCAAGAAGAAACAAGAAGGGGAAGAAGCUGUUGCUCGAUUCCGACAGGAAAUGGUGCAAAAGUUGAGAGACGCAUAUGAUCAUUUGCAAAUCCCCGAAAUUAUGAUUGAAAAGGCCAAGGAACGGGGGGGCUUUCGUAUCUACCUAUCUGGUGGUGGGUUCCGAGGUUGGGGCUAUUUGCUGCUAUAUCUCAACCAGUCCCACGGCAAGCACUAUCCAAUCUCCGUCAUCAAUGGAUACACAGUCGGUAGAGAACAGUUCGAAGACACAGAUACUGUGAAACAAAUUGCAAAAGCGGCAAAAGAUGUAUUCCGGGUCUCGGAUCGCCGCCGGUCACAAGUUCCCGCAGUGGCAUUCCUGGUGAAUGUCUUGGCCGAAGCUAUUCCUCAUGGAAUCAGGGAGGCUCACUUUUGCCAAGGUGGAGUGAGAGAGGGAUAUCUCUUCCGGACUCUGACUCCCGAGGUCAGAGAACUCUCCCCGCUGUCAGUCGCAACGCAAAAUUUCGCGCCAGUUUCCUAUCGCACUCUCCAGGAACUGCUCAAGAGUGCCAUCCCGAAACCCUCGAAGAACCAGACAAAGAGGUUUCCCGAAGAAUUCGGAGAGCAUGUUAUCGAUUCGUUUGCUAACGUCAUGUAUGUUCAUAUGUUCAUGUCUAAAGAGACGGCAUCAACAACUGCUCUUUACUCAACCAGUGUUGGAAUCAUGUCAUCUACCCAUGGAGUGUCUCACCAAGACCGCGCCAGACUUGCGCUGAUGCUUGAAUCUCGAUAUCGUGGAGAAUUACCACCACGAGAGAUGGAAUUCCGCGAAGCACUGCGCUCUCUUAUUACACCGGAAGAGGUAUGGUGGACUAGUUAUUUAGGCAGAGUUGGAUACAUGAUCACCCGACUGUAUCCAUCUGGAGAAAUUGAUACUGCAAAGCCUCGGGUCGUAUUUUCCGCUGAGUGGUCAUGGACCAUGGGGAAAAAGAAGAACAAGGAGGGCUUUGUCUUGACGCUAUCAGUGCAGAAGCUCAAAGACGAUCCAGCACAUCUCAAGAAAGCUUUGGAGGACAAUGUCAAAGUGAUUCAAAAGGUCGGGAAGAAGAGGCGCUGGAUAGGAAAAGAAGAUCCAUGGGGUAUGAAGGUCAAGGUAAAUGUCGUCGAAGAGGGUAUUUUGGAAACUCCAGGCUGUUAG